AUGGGGCACCCACAACUCGCGGCCUCCUCCGCCUCUUCCGACUCAAAGUUCGGUAAGAAACGCGGCAGUUACAACUGCGGCCGCUGUGGCCUCCCAAAGAAGGGCCAUAUCUGCACCAUCAAGACCUCCACCACCCCUUCACACUCCUCUCACUCCGCCGCAUCCGCUCCUUCCUCCGUCUCCGUCGAUCGACUCCCUCCGCUCCACCCCCGCCGUGCUCUCUCCUUCGACGAAGAAACAGACAGACUCGAUCCGUCGGAGUCCGCGGCCGCGUGGUUCCAGGGAAACGACCUGAAUUCGACUGGGUUGCCCGGGAAUGUUCUUUGGGAUGUGCUAACGAGGCUCCCGCCUUCGGGACUCCUAACGGCGGCGAAGGUGUCCAGAGGCUGGAGGGAUAUGACGAGGAGUUUGUGGAAGGCGGCGGAGGAGUUAAGACUUAGGGUCCCGGUGACUGUUCAGGUGGGUUUCGUGGCAUCGAUGUUGCAUAAGUGUCCGGGAAUUGUGAAACUCUCUCUUGUAAUGGAAAGUGACAUGGAUUCGACAAUGCUGGCUUGCAUUGCAUUUUCGUGCCCCAACUUAGCAUUCUUGGAGAUAUCGGUUUCUGAUUCUGCAGUCAAUCGAAUCACCGGGAGUGAGUUAGGUCGAUUUGUUGCUGAUAAAAAGAGCCUCAAAAGCCUUAAGAUGGAAGGUUGUUCUAACCUUGGAGGGUUUGUUCUUUGUUCUUCUAGUCUUUCUACCCUUUGGCUGUCGCAUCUGUACUCUCUUUCUAAGAUGGUUUUUAAUUGUCCUCAGUUGCGAGAGAUUUCAUUGAAGUUUGCUCAGCAAGAAAAUGACAGUACUGAUCUUGCAACUAUGGUUGAAGGUUUGGGAAGAAGUUGCCAGAGGCUGCAAAACAUACAUAUAUAUUCAAUGCAACUUUCUCAUACUACUGUGCUCGCUCUUACUGCUGCUCAGUUAAGGGGCCUGCGAAUGCUUUCACUUGUUCUUGGAUCUGAAGUUACUGAUGCAUCUGUUGCUGCAAUUGCAUCAAGCUAUCCAAAUCUGGAAUUGCUUGAUCUCAGUGGAUCCAGCGUCAGUGACAGUGGCAUUAGCAUGAUUUGCAAUGUGUUCUCUGAAACAUUGUCAAGACUCCUUCUCGCUCUUUGCCCUAAUGUGACUUCAAGUGGCAUUCAAUUUGCUACGGCUCAAUUGCCACAUCUUGAAAUUAUGGACUGUGGCAUGACAAUAUGUGAACCCGAUUCUCACAAUCCAAUUACUGAUGAAAAUAACUGCAAACUGCAGAAGACAUCUAUUACUAAUCUACACCUUACAAACCAAAAGCUAAUCAUCAAACAUAGUUGUUUAAAGAAACUUAGUUUAUGGGGAUGCUCAGGCUUGGAUGCCUUAUAUUUAAACUGUGCUCAACUCAAUGAUCUGAAUCUAAAUUCUUGUAGAAAUUUGCAUCCAGAGAGACUGUUGCUUCAAUGCCCAAGCUUAGAAAAUGUGCAUGCAUCUGGUUGCCAGGACAUGUUGAUUGGAUCUAUCCAAAGUCAGGUUUGCGACGCUUUUACUGAUUUGGAAAACCUUUCACAUUGUAAACGUUUACCUGAUGGCUCCAAAAGGGUUCGGGUCCCUCAUCUAGUGAAUACAGAGUCGGCCGAUGAUGAAACGAAGCGAAGUAGGAAAAAGAGACGACUUUGUAACGUCCUCCUGGAUUGA
Messenger RNA from Sphenostylis stenocarpa, 1698 nucleotides. NCBI's taxonomy places the organism in Eukaryota, Viridiplantae, Streptophyta, Magnoliopsida, Fabales, Fabaceae. The record is from the annotation of a GenBank genome assembly.